This is a messenger RNA of Trematomus bernacchii (emerald rockcod), 532 nucleotides long. RefSeq names its product interferon alpha-inducible protein 27-like protein 2A. NCBI's taxonomy places the organism in Eukaryota, Metazoa, Chordata, Actinopteri, Perciformes, Nototheniidae. Gene Ontology annotation, cellular component: mitochondrion; membrane. The record is from RefSeq and is a predicted model, not a curated record. The coding region runs from base 87 to 377 and encodes 96 amino acids. The transcript has 4 exons. Gene Ontology annotation, biological process: apoptotic signaling pathway.
ACAGCAGAGUUUUAUUUUUCAGGAAAUGAAAGCUAAGCAGGCUAUAUAAAUCCGGUGCAGCUCAACACUACACACUAUAUGAAGUCAUGGGGCUGUUAACUGCAGCUUUAGUUUGCGGUGGAGCAGCUGGAGCUGUCGUCGCUGCUCCUGCUAUUCUGGCCGGUGUAGGGUUCACCUCCGCCGGGAUCGCAGCAGGCUCCUAUGCUGCCGGCAUGAUGUCAGCUGCUGCAGUGGUUAACGGGGGAGCAGUGGCAGCCGGAGGUACAGUGGCUGUUUUGCAGACAGCAGGUGUAAUCGGUCUGCCAGCAGCUGCCUCUGCAGGUGUGGCUGGCGUCGGAGCAACCGUUGGAUGGAUAACUGCAGUCCUCCUCAUCUGAGAAAUCAUGAAGGAACAUGAUGAAUGUGUACUUUGCCAAAUGAAGGAGGAAAGUACAAUUGACAGCACUUUCACUGACUAAACAGCACUUUUGUCAUCUCAUACAAAAUGUUUUGUUUAAUAAAUCGGUCUUCUAUUAAACAUACUUGUUCAGUG